Messenger RNA from Helianthus annuus (common sunflower), 938 nucleotides. RefSeq names its product LOB domain-containing protein 29. Gene Ontology annotation, biological process: hormone-mediated signaling pathway; positive regulation of DNA-templated transcription. The transcript has 2 exons. The record is from RefSeq and is a predicted model, not a curated record. Lineage: Eukaryota; Viridiplantae; Streptophyta; Magnoliopsida; Asterales; Asteraceae. The coding region runs from base 22 to 684 and encodes 220 amino acids. Gene Ontology annotation, cellular component: nucleus.
ACCCAAAACAUUAAAUUAAACAUGACUGGAUCAGGUUCUCCUUGUGGUGCUUGCAAGUUCUUGAGAAGAAAAUGUGUAAAGGGUUGUGUUUUUGCCCCUUAUUUCUGCCAUGAACAAGGUGCUGCUCACUUUGCAGCCAUUCAUAGGGUUUUUGGUGCAAGCAAUGUCUCUAAACUUCUUGCUCACUUACCCGUUAGUGGUCGCUGCGAAGCAGCGAUUACCAUCGCGUAUGAAGCUCAAGCAAGGCUUCAAGAUCCCAUCUAUGGCUGCGUUUCACAUAUUUUCGCGCUUCAACAACAGGUUGUUAGUUUACAAUCCCAACUAGCUUAUUUAAAAGCUCAAGCAGCUCAAAGUGUACUCAAUGGUUCAAGUUGCUCAAACUAUCCUAGCAAUGAUACACCUCCACAAGAUAUCCACAGUUGGUUUCACCAAUCACAGAAUUCAUGCAUAAAUAUGUCCCAAUUAGAUCAAAACUCGAGCGAGAUCAUGAAUAUCGACUCAAUGGAAGGAACCUAUGGGAAUUCAUUUAUCAAGGAAGAAGAUGGGUCAUUUUCCAGCUUCCAAGAAGGUUCAAGUUACUCCAUUGAUUCUCUGGACAUGCAACUAAGCCACAACAAAGAAUGGUUUGUCCAAGAGAAUAUGGAAGACCUCCAUUCUGUUGCUUUUGGCUAUAUGCACCAUUAGUUCUCAAAUGGAAAUCUAGUUUAGUUUGGGAUCAACUAGAAAAUACUUACAAAAAUAGUUGCUCUACCAGUUUUGUAUUUUCUAAAAUAUUCUAUCCCAGACAUGCCAUUUUGGUACCUACCAUAUAAUAAGAUUAAACUAGGCCAGGUAGUAAACCCUAGAAUAUGUUAAUAAGUUUGGAAAACCCUAAAUCUUGUGUAACUUUGGAUAUGAUCCUUUUAAUAUUAGUUUAUAAAGUGUUGAUCUGAAGAAAA